AUGGUGCAGUGGCUGAAUAGUGACGGUCAAUUCUUCGUCACGGAAACAUUCCAGACGGAGAACUUCCCCUAUGCUGAUGUGCCGGUCAACGGACUGGUGGUGGAUUUGUCGGAGGAACACGAGACGUGCGGUUGGAUCCAUCUCUACCAGAGUGGCCAGUACAUAAGCGAGAUCAUCUGUGUGAACCCGGUUAACGGGAACGCCACCAAGUGUUAUGAUCAAGGUGGUUCUUAUGGCUACACGUCCACAACACUGGGAUCACCAGACGGCAAGUACAUCUAUGGUCUGACGUCCACCGGUUAUGUUAUCAAGUAUUACGUACCCGAUGUUACACCUUCUCCUAUCGUCGUACCUCGCUGUCCAUACUAUCGCUAUGCGGUGAAGCCAAACUGGGGGAAUUACUACACGCCAAACUCUGCCUGGUUCAGUUACGAUCACAGCCGCAUCUUCCUGAACAACGGACUCACUCUUAGCGCCAGCUCUGAUCAAACUGAAGACUUGCAGGAGCAUGGAUCAUUCAACGGCAGCUUCUCAUCGCAGAACAUCUACUGGGUCGACCAGGACGCCAAGCUGACAACACACGAGGUCGUCACGCUUCAGCGUAUCUAUGACUAUGAGGAAUCCAUGUACAAGCUUGUCGUACUCAAGUACGCGUGGCCGUUCCUGGAGGCCAUGAGCUCACACAUCGACAUUCCGGUGCCCACAUCUCCAGCAGGCCUCAAGGUCAACACCUAUGGCGUUGGUUCACAGGUCUACUUUGGCACGUCGAGUAGUAUGAUCAUGGCGGUGGUCAACUACACCAUGGAUAACUACAUCCAUGCGCCAGGCAUUGCCUACAUCACGCUAUAGAGCAUGGUGGGUGCACAGAGAUUUGAUGCAGGCCCCAGAGAUUUGAUGCAGGCCCCAGAGAUUUGCUGCAGGCACAGAGAUUUGAUGCAGGCGCUGUCGGUGCUGGCCGCAGGACCAAUGUUGCAUGCAGGCACAGUUCUUCAUGCAAACGUGGUGACAAUUGAUAGACAGAGUGCCUGCUUGAAGCGUCACUUUGCUGGACGACCAUGCUGGUAUGCCCAGGCCUUACCGUAGCUCCAACCACUUGGGACAUGAACACCGCUGUUACUCAGAAGAAGUGCUGUGUUCUCUGUUCUAAGUUGGUCUCUGGCAUACACAGGCCUCAGAAAUGA
Molecule: messenger RNA, 1181 nt
Organism: Sycon ciliatum
Lineage: Eukaryota; Metazoa; Porifera; Calcarea; Leucosolenida; Sycettidae
Exons: 7
Coding region: 1-849 (282 amino acids)
Source: RefSeq, a predicted model, not a curated record